Molecule: messenger RNA, 168 nt
Organism: Linum tenue
Lineage: Eukaryota; Viridiplantae; Streptophyta; Magnoliopsida; Malpighiales; Linaceae
Source: the annotation of a GenBank genome assembly
AGCACAAGGGCUAGUUUCCAGAUUCAAACUAAAGCCCAGAGCUCGGCCCAACAAACAUCCAACCCAGCUCGGCCCCUUCUGAACCCAGGUGAUUUCCUCAUCAGCCCACAAGUCUGCAAACCUGAGUCGGCCCAACCUUAUCCGUCAGCCCAACCAACAUCGAAUUGU